CGCAGCGGUGCUCCAGGUCGGGGCUAAGGACAGAGACAUCCAGGGAGGCCCGGGCGAAGCUGUGGAUGGAGGACCAGCUGAGCAGCUGUGUCUGAUCCCCACGAAAGGCUAUAUAAAGGAAUUUCUUACCCUGUUGUGCGCAUGCCACACUGUGGUUCCAGAGAGAGGCGGAAAUAAUAUCAGCUACCAGGCCUCCUCCCCAGAUGAAGCAGCUUUAGUGAAAGGAGCAAGUAAACUUGGCUUUGUUUUCACUACAAGAACGCCCUCCUCUGUCACCAUAGAAGCCAUGGGAGAAGAAUUCACAUUUGAAAUCCUGACUGUCCUGGAAUUUUCUAGUACCAGAAAGAGGAUGUCUGUUAUUGUGCAAACUCCUACCGGACAGGUCCGGCUCUACUGCAAAGGGGCUGAUUCAGUGAUUUAUGAGAGACUUUCAGAAGAUUCUCUCUUUGUGGAGGAGACUUUAGCCCAUCUGGAAUGUUUUGCCAAAGAAGGUCUGAGAGCUCUGUGUGUUGCCCUACAUAGAUUUAACGGAGAGUAUCAGCAGUGCUGGGUGAUGUGUAAAGAAGCCAGUACGGUUGUACAAGACAGAACUCAAAGUUUGGAAGACUGUUAUGAUGCUAGUGAAAAGUUCCUGCUACUUGGAGCCACAGCCAUUGAAGUUCGCCUUCAAGCACGUGUUCCAGAAACGAUAACAAAUUUACUGAAAGUAAACAUAAGAAUAUGGGUCUUGACAGGAGGCUCUGAUGUCACUUCCUUGCCUUUAUAG
Molecule: messenger RNA, 766 nt
Organism: Physeter macrocephalus (sperm whale)
Lineage: Eukaryota; Metazoa; Chordata; Mammalia; Artiodactyla; Physeteridae
Product: phospholipid-transporting ATPase IB-like
Exons: 9
Coding region: 287-766 (159 amino acids)
Biological process (GO): neuron development; phospholipid translocation
Cellular component (GO): plasma membrane
Molecular function (GO): nucleotide binding; ATPase-coupled intramembrane lipid carrier activity
Source: RefSeq, a predicted model, not a curated record